Molecule: messenger RNA, 375 nt
Organism: Homarus americanus (American lobster)
Lineage: Eukaryota; Metazoa; Arthropoda; Malacostraca; Decapoda; Nephropidae
Product: ficolin-2-like
Source: RefSeq, a predicted model, not a curated record
UACACCAUCACAACAAUCAUCGCUUCUCAACUUAUGACAAUGAUAAUGACAGAGAUUAUGAACAUUGUGCUCGUAAACAUGGUGGUGGGUGGUGGUACUUCAGCUGUUAUCAGUCACACCUCACAGGCGCCGCUCUCCCUCCUAAUGCGAGCGGCCACCACGCCAUCGUGUGGCGGACCUGGAAACACAUCGUCGGCCUGCGGGAGGUCACCAUGAUGAUACGACCUGCUCCACGACCUUUCAGCACCACGCCUUGAUGACCUGUACCACGCCUUGAUGACCUGUACCACGUCUUGAUGACCUGUACCACGUCUUGAUGACCUGUACCACGUCUUGAUGACCUGUACCACGCCUUGAUGACCUGUACCACGCCUU